ACGGAGCAGGCAGACAGGCGAGGUUAGAGUCGAAGUGCAGCAGCAAGGAUGAUGUCUCUACUACCCCGGCGGGGGCUCGCGAUCGCGAUGCAACAAACCCGCUCCACCGGUGCCGUCUACCGCGCUCCCGUGGCCCUCCUCCACACCACGGACAAGAAGCAGGAGCAGUCCAGCAAGGUACAGGACAUGCGCAAGCCGACCAGCUCUGAGCUGACGAGAGCAGAGAAUGUGGACCAGCUCAUGCAGCAGGGAAAGGGCGGGGUUGAGUUCGUGGUUUCGAAGGUUGACGAUCUGGUGAACUGGGCGAGGAAGGGAUCGCUGUGGCCGAUGACGUUCGGGCUGGCCUGCUGCGCCGUGGAGAUGAUGCACUCCGCUGCAUCGCGCUACGACCUCGAGCGCUUUGGCAUGGUGUUCCGGGCGUCGCCGCGGCAGUCGGACGUGAUGAUCGUGGCGGGCACGCUGUGCAACAAGAUGGCACCAGCGCUGCGUAAGGUUUACGAUCAGAUGCCCGAGCCACGUUGGGUGGUGUCCAUGGGGUCUUGCGCGAACGGGGGUGGCUACUACCACUACUCGUACUCGGUCGUACGUGGCUGCGACCGCAUCGUGCCGGUGGAUAUCUACGUGCCGGGUUGCCCGCCGACGGCGGAGGCUCUUCUUUACGGCCUUCUCCAGCUGCAGAAAAAGAUUAAGGGGAACAAGUCGUUGUUGCUUCGGUUGAAGAAGUAGCGCGUUUUCUCUCUCCCUCUGCUGGUGUUGUGAGGAGGCACGCGGCGACUUUAUUUCUUGCUGUCGUUCACGGGUUUAACCGUGUGUCGUCGUUGCUGUUAGUGUAAUGCCGCCGGGCGGGGUACAGACAAAUGGCUUUGUUUGGGGAUGGGUGUCGGCUCAACGGUGUGCGACUAGGCCCAGAUCUGUGGAAGCCCCCAGUUAGUGCUGACUAAUGGUCCGGUGGUUUUGGUACAUGCUGGUAUGCAUACAUCGAAGAAACCCUAUCCAUAGACCACAGUAGUCGAAGGGGAUGUGUUGAGGUCUCUCCGGUGAGUGGGAAGAAAACCGGCGGGAUACUCAGGGCAUAUUGAGGGUCUAUUUAAGCCUUUUCACUGAAUUUCUAUCAGUGAUGCCAGCGGGUGCUGAUCACAAAAACACUGCAUAGGUACAAAUCACAAGACGUCUCCUGUUGUAUGUGUCCGCGACUUGGAAGGGAGAGACUGAAUAUCGCUUGUAUUAGAAACGCAGAAGCAAGAGAAGAGAAGAAGAAGAGUGCUUCCGGAAAACAGAGAAGCAGGGGUCACAAACACAAGAACCCCAAAAUGGUAUGUCUACGUUCCUAUCUGCGAAUAUAUCCGUUACUGCGGUCGAUCAAUACCUGUCCGUAUCCAAACACACGAACACCCUCCCUGGUUUUUCACGCAAGUGGCAAACCAUCCGUGGGGCAUGGUUACCCCUGAUCAGACCUAGGGACUCUAAACAGUAACGGUGCAAGGGAA
Ectocarpus sp. CCAP 1310/34 is the source of this 1487-nucleotide messenger RNA. Lineage: Eukaryota; Phaeophyceae; Ectocarpales; Ectocarpaceae. The record is from the annotation of a GenBank genome assembly.